GCGUUGCUAUUUGUUAAUUGUAUAUUUUUCAUUCUAUUUCCUGGCAUAUGAUAUAAAUAUAUAUGUUGUUAUGAUAAUGUUGCAAUGGAUUAAUUGUAUACAGUUGCAAGUUUAGAAAACCAAAAAAUGAACGUCAUACAAAACGCACCAUCUAGUGUCGGGGACAGUAACUACUACAGCAACCCUCACGUUUCCAACUCCUAAGAGAAAAAGUGUUCCUAUGUUUUUCCACCGGUAACACAAUGGAUGGAGGUACUGAUUUAGGACGCAAUUUACACAGUGCUCUAAGGGCUGUGGCAAAUGCCGUCAAACUGGACCAAGAUCACCACAAUCAGGAUGCAUAUGUGUAUUAUGUACAGUGUAUCAUGUAUAUAGCACAGAACUUACUAGACGAAAUCAAAGCACCAUCGCAGGAGAUGACACAUGUGAGGAAGAAGUUUGUGCAGCUGGGACAGAAAUGUAUGGAACGUCUGGGAGCACUAGCAGAUGAUGUUGGAAAACCUUUUGCAACACAAGGAAGCCAUUCGACAGUCCAGUCACCCCAGCCACCCCCAGGGGUUUACCCCCAGCCACCCCCAGGUGUUUACCCCCAGCCACCCCCAGAGGUGUCCUCCCAGAGUGGAGUGGGUCUUGUAGCCCGCAGUGUCAUCAACCCUCCACCAUCAUCCGCUGCAGUCUCUCAGCCCUCAGCUGGACAACAACCAGGGAUAGCUAGCAAAGAGAAAGUGCUAACACCCCUUGAGCAGGCCUACCUGGAGAACCAACAGCUCAUGGCGGCCUACAAGGCGAGGAUGGCCAAGAUGAAAGUCGAUAACAAGAGAGCUGCUCUGAUGAGCAUGAACCUUCAAAGAAGACUUGCAGAAAACUUGGCCCUGGCAAAGGCGAGGGAGGCAGCUCUUGAGAGGAAGAUUAGGGAGAGGCAGCAGAGACAUCAAGACAUUGCUGCAAGGCGCUUUGCUGGAGAAGAAGAAAAACAAGCAUUCUUCACUCAAGUGUUGAAUUAUGAAGAACAAAAUAAGUGGACUUUGCCAUGGAGAGAGAAGCUGAAAGAAUCUCCUCAAGAUGCCUCACUAAUUCACAGUCUAGUGAGACAAAUUCUCAGUUCCACAGAUCAUCCAAUCACAGUAUUGCUUAUAAAAUACCAAGGGCAAAUAAAACUCAAGAUCGAGCCACUGGUUCUAAGACAUGGCCAAAGUAUGGUGCCUGUUACUGUUCCUUGGCCCCUAGAUGAUGAUGAUGAGGAGGAGGAGGAGGAAGAAGCCCAAACCAGUGACUACGACAGUCUUGCAACCAAUGCUUCUGACACUAAUACUGAACUGGAGAAAUCUGGUGCCUCAGAGAGCACAUCUGCUAACCAAUCAGAAAACAGCUGUGAUAAGGACUUGGGAGAUAUUUCCGGUGAUGUGAAAGGGAAUUUAGAAAGUGCAAUAAGGAAAGGUGAAAGGCUUUCCUCAAAGCUCAAAAGCCAAUCACUUGAGAACACAAACGUUCCAAAAGUGGUUAAAAAGUGUGAAGACGCUGCGAAGGACAACUUAGAUCCUAGUCGAGAAAAAUAUGAUGUGAACGACAUGGACGAUCUUUUUGAAGAUUCAGAUGAUGGUGAUGAUGAGAUGCCCCCUGGCACAGACAGCACAGCAAGCCAAGACCAGGCCACUCCAGUGAUGGACAGUCCAGAGCAACUGACCGCUGCACUAGAGAGGCACCUGCAUAACAUCACCAAGGAUGUCCAUGUGUGUCUGGACCAGUUGAUGUCUCUGUUCAUUGUAGCCUACGAGGAGUUGGACUCUCCUGCUGGAAGAGAUCAGUGCAGGGCCUCCAUGGAGGAGCCCUUCUUCCAGCCUCUCUGGCCACUCUUGCUCUCUUUGUUCAGGAUUGUGCACAGGAAGAAAGAGGUGAAGGUUGCCAAGGCAAUGACCCAGUACAUCAAUGUCAGCCCAGGUCAAUUGGGUGUGGCCUCUAGGCUCCAGCUCCCAGAGGAGGAUGUGCCAUAUGAGGCUGCUAUACUGGAACUGAGGGCUUUAUUCCAACAUGUCUGCCCUCUUAAUAAGUUAGAAAGUCUGGUGAAAGUGUCAAAAUUGAUCUGUCAGUGUGUUGAGGAGUCGUAUGCCAAAAAGAAUGACCAGGCUUCUCCAGUGCCAAACCUAGGAGCAGACGAUCUGCUGCCAAUCUUGAGCUAUGUAGUAUUGCAUGCUGGGAUACCCCAGAUAGUGUCAGAGGGGUACGCUAUGGAGGAAUUUAUCCAUGAAAGCUAUUUAAUGGGUGAGGAAGGGUACUGUCUGACAUCACUUCAGACAGCUCUGGGCUAUGUGGCCUCUCUGUCCAUGACACCACUGGAAUAGACUGUGACCUUCAAGGUCACUUCUGCUCUCUGUCUUGGUACAUGUAUUGUAUCAGAACUGUGCCAGUUUAACAAUUACAAAUGAUGUAAUUAAUGAACAAUGGGAUGGAUUUUUACCGAAACGUGUACCAGAAGAAUCAGUCUUCAUGUUUGGUUUCAAGUAGAGUGCAAUAAAAAAGUCUACUUAAUGGUAUGUACUUUUACAGCUGACAUUUAGAUUGGUUUCUUUGUUGUUGUGGCAUCUCAUACUGAUAAAUGUACAGUAGUCCAGGAUGUUCUUGAGUUGGUCAGCAUCUCAUUUUCGUUUUGUAUACAUAUGUUACUUCACACUCAAGAGAUGUUGCACAUAGCAUAAUGGGAGGAAUGUGCAGUAUUUUUAUUUAACUUAAUUUAUUGAUUAGAUAGAUUGUACACCUUCUUUCAUUUUACUUAAUUACUUUUGUAGAUAGAUAAUAUAUGUGUUAGUUUUACAUUUUACAAAGUAAAAAAUUUGCCAAAUGGAAUCGAACUUUCAUAUAUAU
Molecule: messenger RNA, 2859 nt
Organism: Lingula anatina
Lineage: Eukaryota; Metazoa; Brachiopoda; Lingulata; Lingulida; Lingulidae
Product: VPS9 domain-containing protein 1
Biological process (GO): vesicle-mediated transport
Cellular component (GO): cytosol; endocytic vesicle
Molecular function (GO): guanyl-nucleotide exchange factor activity; small GTPase binding
Source: RefSeq, a predicted model, not a curated record